AUGCAGUUGACUCCGAGGAACAGAGAGAGAGAGUCGACAGUAGCAGUAGCAUUGGCAGAUGUGAUGAUGUACGAUGACGCUACGAAGCAGUGGCUUUCACCUGACGGAUCUAGUGAAGCAGCCCGAUCACAAGUCCGAAUAUUACAUAAUGUUCAUACCAACGCAUUUCGUAUUGUCGGUACUCGUUUGCAGGAUGGGCAUUGGAUUCUUAAUUGCAAUAUUUACGAGAGAUUGAGAUACAAGCCAGCAACGCCAACAUUUCAUCAGUGGAGGGAUGAAAAAAGAAAAGUUUAUGGCCUAAGUUUUAUGAAAGAAGAAGAUGCUCAUCUUUUCGUAAAAGUUAUGACACAAGCGUUGUCACUAUUAGCGUCAAGUAGCGAUUAUCAGAAUGGCAGUGAUUUAGGUUUUUCGAAUACUAUCUAUCAAGAACCGCAUCAAUUACAUCACAAUGCAUAUAGUUCACCAUCAUUUCGGGGUACUGAUGAUGAAAGUUUGUAUUCUGGUGGUGGUUCGCCAGCGCAAAAUGUGAACAACUUCCGAAAAUCGUCACAAUCAGUGCAAAGCUCAACCAGUGGUAUUGGAACUGCAACAACGAUGAUGGUGUAUAAUGUACAACGGCGUGCUUCACAAGGUUCAUCCAGUUCCUCCAAUGGUUCCUCACUACCUCCUGCAAUUUAUGCAACAACCUCUGCUAAUAAUAAUUGUCCUGCCAGCAGUUCUGUUCGACCUGCCCCACCUACACCUCUUGCAAGCAACUAUAAUUCCACACCGUCACUUUCCAUUAGUUCUACCAAUGUUGCAACAGUUUCCUCAAAUGCACCACCAGCACCACCACCGCCACCACCGCCAUCUUCUCUAUCAUUGGGCAAAGGAUGCAGCUCUAUUGCAGAUCAGUUGAAAAAAGUACAACUCCGGAAAGUCAGUGCACCGCCAUCGUCGAAUUCAACAGCCUCCGGCGGCAGUAAUUUAUUAUCGGAGCUGGAAGCAACUCUCAUCAAACGCAAAAAUCAAUGUGAUAACAGUGAUUCUCGCUCUAUCGGAAGUGAUACGGCAUUCUCAACAAAUGCCGUCGGCAAUGGGACCUUACGUCGCCCGUGGGAGAAGCAAAUUAAUGGCAAUGCAAACAUUGAUUCUCCAAAAAUAGAUCGCAAAUUACCAAGCUCGAAUUCGUUGAAUCAAGAGGAUUCACGAAUUGGAGGCCAUCAUGGUGCUGCUAUAACAAUGGAAACUCUAGAGAAAUGGAAGGAAGAAAUUUUAAGUGAACUAAGACAAGAAUUAAAUAAAACAAAAAAUGAAAUUAUCGAUGCUUUACGCUCCGAAUUAUGUUUGCAGAGACGGUAA
Messenger RNA from Cercopithifilaria johnstoni, 1341 nucleotides. The record is from the annotation of a GenBank genome assembly. NCBI's taxonomy places the organism in Eukaryota, Metazoa, Nematoda, Chromadorea, Rhabditida, Onchocercidae.